CCUGAGGAAAUUUCCUUUUACACGCCCUCUGCGGCAGGCUCCUGUUUCUCCUAGCUUCUCCUUUUCACUAGUCCCUGCAGACUUCACUGGAAUAUUGUUUGGGAAAGUAUCAUGGAAGUUCUGCGCCCACAGCUUAUUAGAAUUGGUGGACGGGUUUAUAGGAAGAAUCCCAUUCAAGAACAGACUUACCAACAUGAAGAAGAGGAUGAGGACUUCUAUCAAGGCUUCAUGGAGUGUGCAGAAGAACCCUGUGAUGGCUACGACGUGGUGCAGACCCAGCAAGGUUUCCAGUGUACUGUGAAGGCCCCCAGCCUGCUCUACAAGCAUAUAGUUGGAAAGAGAGGGGACACUAGGAAGAAACUAGAAGCGGAGACCAAAACUUCUAUUAGUAUUCCUAAACCUGGACAAGAAGGAGAAAUUGUUAUCACUGGCCAGCAUCGAAGUGGUGUAAUUUCAGCCCGAACUCGGAUUGAUGUUCUUUUGCUCACUUUUAGAAGAAAGCAGCCCUUCACUCACUUUCUUUCCUUUUUCCUCAAUGAAGUUGAGGUUCAGGAACGAUUCCUGAAGUUCCAGGAAGAAGUACUGGAGAAGUGCUCCAUGGAUCAUGGAGUUGAUAGCAGCAUUUUCCAGAAUCCAAAAAAACUUCACCUAACUAUUGGGAUGUUGGUACUUUUGAGUGAGCAAGAGAUCCAGCAGACAUGUGAGAUGCUAAAGCAGUGUAAAGAGGAAUUCAUUGAUGACAUUGCUGGGGGCAAACCCCUGGAAGUAGAGAUGGAAGGAAUAGAAUACAUGAAUGAUGAUCCUGGCAUGGUGGAUGUUCUUUAUGCCAAAGUUCAUAUGAAGGAUGGCUCCAACAGGCUGCAGGAAUUAGUUGAUCGAGUGCUGGAACGUUUUCAGGCAUCUGGACUAAUCGUGAAAGAGUGGAAUAGUGUGAAACUCCAUGCUACUGUCAUGAAUACUCUAUUCAGGAAAGACCCCAAUGCUGAAGGCAGGUACAAUCUCUACACGGCGGAUGGCAAAUAUAUCUUCAAGGAAAGAGAAUCAUUUGAUGGCAGAAACAUUUUAAAGCUGUUUGAGAACUUCUACUUCGGAACCCUAAAGCUCAAUUCAAUCCACAUCUCUCAGAGGUUCACAGUAGACAGCUUUGGGAACUACGCCUCCUGUGGACAGAUCGACUUCUCCUGAGGUGGAUCUGGGGGAGCCCUAGAAAUUGACCAUUUUUACAGGAUGCUGAGGGAAAGUAUCUUCAUUUUAAUUGCCAAGGAUGGAUGUGGAAAUUUGGAUGGCGGCUUUCCUGGGUGGUUCCCCAUGGACUCUAGUCUCUUUGAUGGUUGUCCCCAGUCAUCUAACUGUCAGCCAAGAUGGUUGUGUGCAUGUAAUCCUUGGCUUGCUCAUCUUUUGCAGGGUGUACUUUUCUUUCCAAAGCUCUUCUCUGGAAAUGUACUUCUGAAGCCCACUGGAGCUCAGAUUCGCAUUGUUUCUUAAGUACCUACUGAUUUAGCCCCAACCAUUAAAGUUGUUUGUAUUAAUACUUUAAAAGAGAAUUAAAGAUGUGCUUUCAUUAA
Molossus molossus (Pallas's mastiff bat) is the source of this 1565-nucleotide messenger RNA. It is a transcript of the gene ASCC1, whose product is annotated as activating signal cointegrator 1 complex subunit 1. Bases 112 to 1185 code for a protein of 357 amino acids. Gene Ontology annotation, biological process: DNA alkylation repair; regulation of DNA-templated transcription. Gene Ontology annotation, molecular function: RNA binding. The record is from RefSeq and is a predicted model, not a curated record. NCBI's taxonomy places the organism in Eukaryota, Metazoa, Chordata, Mammalia, Chiroptera, Molossidae. Gene Ontology annotation, cellular component: nucleus. The transcript has 10 exons.